CGAAAGACGUGACAUUUCAAAACGUAGCUAAAUUCCAACACAGCCGGACUUUUCGAAUCAGAAAUAAAGUCCCUUUUGAAAAGAAUCGAAUAAUACAAAAGGUGACCACAAAAGUCGUUUAAAAAGACACGUGCAAUGAAUCACAUAAUGCAAAAACAACGUUCGCCCUACACUGGAGGUGGCUUCAAUUUGCAACAGCUCAAGUCGCCAAACUUUGGCAACACGGAGGGAUUGAAUGGGAUGCCAUUUCUGGUGCAGUUGGCUAAACAGGUGCAACGUCCCAUUCAGCGUGUGGGCAGUCCUCCGCCGCAGCCGUUCAGCAAGUUGGGAGACACGGUGGCAGGACAUGAGCGUGGACUGCGCAGUGGCACGCCACGUAGCUACGACACCGACAACAUCCACCACAACCACAACAACAUGUGCAACAACAACUACAACAACAACAACAUCCACAACAACAACAACAACAACAACUGCUAUGAGGGAGAGUUGCCCAUGGGUGCAAGCCACAGCAAUCCAUCCCUGGUUCAUAACGAUGAAUACUCGCACAAUUUUCAGCACAUGGAACCACCGAUGGAUGCACUGCAUCCACUUGAGCACUUGCCACACUUGGGAUCACUGGGUCAAAUGGAUGCAAUGCCACAUCGUCCCAGGGGCGAUACGGACUCCGAGUCGGAGUAUUGUCAGCACUUUAAGGACUUUGGUGGCAAGUGUACGGGCCAAGUUUACUGGCGUCGAGCCUUUGAUUGCCUCAAGUCAAGGAUGCCGCCACAGCGGCAGGAGCGCAUGGAGAUGACACUGCGACAAUGCCGUGCUCAAUCAGUCUUUGGUCAUGUGCUCCUGCUGCUGCAGCUGCUACGCAUCCUGUUGCUGGGCGCAAUCGGGCAGGGACUCCGUCUGGGCAUCAACUGCGGCCAGGCGAGCUAUCGACUCUGGCGUUGCAAGUUCCAGCUGCGUGGCAUUGUCCGCCAAUUCCUGUGGCGCAUGGCCAAUGCCAAGGGCAACGAUGUAAUACUCUUUCUGGGCAUUAUGCUCAUUACGCCUUGGCUGUUCUUCAUCAGCCUCAUCGGAUUUAUCGUUUCCACUUUGUUCCAUGUCAAGUUGGGAUUAGGCGCAUUCUGGCGUCAGGUGCGUCUUCAGGUGUUGCGCUAAUUCUAAUCAUUCAACACACACUCUGGGGAGGGAGGGAGAUACUUAGAGAGUAAGAGAGAGAGAGAGAAAGAGAGAGAGAGACAUGUAGAGAGAGCAAGAGAGCAAUACACACACACAGAGUACUCUAGUUUAAAUUCCAAAAGUAUCCAACAAUGAGACUCGUGCAGCGCUUUUUACAGGGUAACAACUCACAAAUGUUAAAUAUACAACAAAUAUAACUGUACAUACAUAUAUAUGUACAUUUUAUGUUGCGGCAAAGAAUAAAUGAUAUAAGCUAUGAAAAAA
Messenger RNA from Drosophila innubila, 1437 nucleotides. RefSeq lists its product as uncharacterized. The record is from RefSeq and is a predicted model, not a curated record. NCBI's taxonomy places the organism in Eukaryota, Metazoa, Arthropoda, Insecta, Diptera, Drosophilidae. The coding region runs from base 136 to 1152 and encodes 338 amino acids. The transcript is spliced from 3 exons.